GACCACCACCACCGCAAGCGAAACGAGGCAAAAAAAGAGGUGAUCGUGGUAAUCGAAAAAGAAAACGUAUAAAUAAUAUUAUGGAUAAUAAUAAUGUAUUAUCCGGUAUGAAUAAACAACGUAAAUUUUCACCACCAACGCAUCAAUUACAACAACAACAACAACAAUCAUCAUUAUUAAAUGAACCAUCAUCAUCAUCAUCAUUAUCAACGACAAAUUCGAUACAGCCAUCCUCAUCACCAACAUCAUCGACGAUGACGACGACGAUAGUAGCGACAAAUAGUAAUCAACGUGAUACAUUCGAUAUAACACAAUAUUUGAAUGAUUCAUCAUUCGAUGCUGUCGAACUGUCUGAUGAAAUAGAAUUCCGUUUUGAAUUGAUUGAAUUUGAUGUUUUUAUGGAAAUAUUAGGCUGUAAAAUUAAUGAAGAAAGUGAUUUAUUUAAAAAUGGUAAUAUACCACAACAACAACAACAAGAACGAUCAAAAUUAAUGUCAAGAAUAGUGAAAAUAAUGAAAAAAUUACAUGGCAAUGAUCCGGAUACUGCACGACGAUUUGCAAGGCUUAAACGUCGUUCGAAAGAAAAACAAAAUUCAACCGAUAAUGAAUCGAAAACUGGUGUUUUUAAAACACCAUGCCGAUUUUAUAUUGAAGGCAAAUGUCAUAAAGGAUCGGAUUGUUUAUAUUCGCAUGAUGUAUCUAUUCCUAAACGUAAAGAAUUAUGUAAAUUUUAUCUUCAAGGUAAAGGUGAUGAUUGUCUUUUUAUGCAUAGUGAAUUUCCAUGUAAAUUUUUUCAUACAAAUACUAAAUGUUAUGCGGGAGAAAAUUGUCGUUUCAGUCAUCAAACGCUUACUGAUGAAAUGCGUGAAAUACUUCGAAGUUAUUUAGAUUCGGGAACAUUCCCUGAUGAAGUAAAACCAUAUUGGCCAAUUAAUAAUCCAAAUGAUUGGAUAAAAGAUGUUGAUGAUCCUGAUUCAAAUGAUUAUGAUUAUGAUGCAUUAUUAUCGAAUAAAACACGUAAAGUUUUACUUGGACCACCAAAUGAAAAAAUGAAAAAUUCUUUAGAAACAUGGAAAUGGCAACAAGAAUUAAAAGAAUCUGAACAAUCAUACACUGGUGCUAAACGUAAUCUAUUUAGUAUUGAUGAUGGUCUUGUAUUGAAAGAAAAACCACCAACACCAAGAUUGGAAGAAGAUGAUGAAGUAAUUGAAGCACAUAUUCAAAGCUAUUAUAAUGAUUUACUUGAUACGGAUGAUUAUGAUGAAAUGAUACAUUUAAAAGAAAUUGAAGAAUUAGAACAAAAAUUAAAACAAGAAGAAGAAAUACGUAAACAACAAUCAAUACUUGAUCCUCCCCCUCCUUCUACGACAACAGAAUUUCCUAAUCCUACGAUUGUAUCAGAUAGUUCGACAUUACAACAACAAUCAUCAACAACAGAAGAGCUUAGUGAAGAAGAAAAACGAUUAAUUGAAGCAUCAAUGAAAGAUGAAGAUCUUCGUAUUUUGCCUAAUCAACCUUUUGUUCUUCCGGCAGCUUUUGGUGGACCGCCUACUACGCCAAUACCAAUGGCUCAACCAUCUACAGUUUUAGAUGUCAAUCAAACAACACCUCCAUAUGUAUCGAAUUUUAAUUCACCUCAUCAUAAUCCAUUUGGUCUGCCGCAACCAUUAUUAGAUGGUGGUGGUCAACCUGUAUUGGAUUCAAAACCUUUUGGUAUCAACAAUAACAUAGAUCCUUCACCGCAAUCAAUGUUACCCGUUCAAACGCAGCAGCCUUCACAAGAUCCAAGAACUCGUGAUCCUAGAAUUCGUGAUCCACGUUUAAAUAAUUCUAAUCGAUUAGUGCCUAACGUUGUAACAACAACAGCAACAACUUCAGUAACAAAUGUUUCAUCAAAUUCUAAUAUCAGUGGUGGUGGACCAUCACCAUCAAUAUCAACACAGUCUACAGUUUUAUCAACUACUGUUAAUUCGAUAAAACCCGAAAAUAAAGUAAUCAAAUCUAAUACACAAAAUCUAGUCAUCAAAUAUAAAUUGAUUGGCGUUGAAGUAAAUGCUAUCGAUUAUUCUGUUUAUUAUGAAUCUUAUCAGGUGGAUAAUUCAUUAAGAUGUGAUCCUCGAUUGAAAAGAUUUUUUGAUAAUUUAUCAUCAUCAUCACCUCGAAUUAAUACAAAUUUUACAAACACUGUAGAUCAAUCGACAGAUCAAGUGCAAGAAUCAAAUUUUCCGAAAUCUUCAACUGAAUCAUUUAUGAUGACUGGACAAAAAAAAUCUUCACCAUCACAAUCGGUAAUAAUAACCAAACCACAACCAUUAUCAUUAUCAUCACAAUCAUCAUUACCAUCAUCAUCAUCAAGUAAUAUUAUCAUUUCAAGAGAUCCUAGAAUGCGUAAUCGAAUCAACGAUAAUGAUCUUCGUAAUAGUUUGGACACUAAAAAUAGUGAUAGUAAUACAAGUAUUAUUUCAACAAAUUCUACUGAUCAAACUAUUACAACAACAACAUCACCAUUAUCAUUAACAACAAAUACGUUGACUACAAGUGUGGUUGAAAAUUCGGAAAUGAAUACUAGUACAAAAUCUAAAAAUAAUAGUACAGUAGUAGUAUCUGAUCAAAAUACUCAAAACAAUCUGACGGAAAUUAUCAAUUGUAAAAAUAAUGAUCGAUCUUCAAUACCAUCAUAUGCAUUAUCAGCAUUAUUGCCAACAACACAAUCAUUAUUUUCAUCAGUUACUGGAAAUAGUUUAUUACCAUUUAAUAAAACAUCUACAAACACAGAAUCAUUAUUAUUAAUAGAUUCGAACAAUAUUAAUAAUGAUGACGAUGAUGAUGAUGAUGAUGAUGAAGAGGAUCAACUAAAAGUUGAUGAGAAUCCUAUUGAUUCUACUCUUAUUAAUGAUGGUGAAUCAUCAUCAAAUGAAACAAAAUUGUGGCCAAAAAUAAGCAUUGGAAACAAUUUGAUAAAUAAUGAUGUCACAAAUACAACAACAACAAAAACAUUGUCUGUGAUAGAUUCAUCUGAUAAUGAAAUGGAAAUUGAUCUAAGAAUUUCUUCUACAUCAACGAAUUUGUUUGAUAAAAAUAAUGCAUUAAAUUCGAAUCUAAUUAAUGUUCAUCAACCACCAUCAUUAUCAUCAUCAAAAUCACAAUUAUCAUCAUUAACGUCAACAACAAUAGAAGCAGCUAUAAAAAAUCAAGAUGAUAAUCAAAAUAAUAGUAGUAAUAAUGAAUCAGAAUCUGAAUAUGAGAAUGAAUUGAUUAUAGCAACGAGUAGUUCGGAACAAGAAGAUAAUUUAUUAUUAUCAAAUUCAUCGUCAUUGUUGAACAAUAAUAAUAAUAAUAAUAUUGAUGAACAACAAUUACAAAAACAACAACAACAAAAUAAUAUUGUUAGUAGUUGUGGUGAUCUAUAAUCAAUUUUAUAUUUAGAAAAAAAAACGAGGAGGAGUCAUCCAAUCAAAAUGAUAUUAAUCGAUAAUCCAAUAUUCAGCACAAGGAUGAUAAUAAUGUUGACUGAAUGUAUGUGCACACACACACAUUAGCAAAUGGAAAACGAAAUGAAAAAAAAG
Messenger RNA from Dermatophagoides pteronyssinus (European house dust mite), 3566 nucleotides. RefSeq lists its product as uncharacterized. Gene Ontology annotation, cellular component: nucleus. Lineage: Eukaryota; Metazoa; Arthropoda; Arachnida; Sarcoptiformes; Pyroglyphidae. Gene Ontology annotation, biological process: negative regulation of DNA-templated transcription. Gene Ontology annotation, molecular function: RNA binding; metal ion binding. The record is from RefSeq and is a predicted model, not a curated record.